GAAGCUGCCUGCCGUGGCUACCAGCGCUGGCUCCGUUACAGGGGCGGCUGGGAGCCGGCCAUGGAGCACCGCCUGGUAGGGCCCGGGCCAUACCGGGCCACUAAGCUGUGGAAUGAAACAGUGGAACUUUUUCGGACCAGGAUGCCCUUACGGAAACACCGCUGCCGUUUCAAGAGUUAUGAGCGUUGCUUCACAGCAGCGGAGGCUGUGGACUGGCUGCAUGAGCUGCUGAGGUGCAGUCAGAAUUUCGGUCCUGAAGUGACUCGAAAACAAACAGUGCAGCUGCUGAAAAAAUUCCUGAAAAAUCACGUUAUUGAAGACAUCAAGGGAAAAUGGGGUCAGGAAGAUUUUGAAGACAACCGUCACUUAUACAGAUUUCCUCCUUCCUCACCCCUGAAACCGUACCCAAAGAAGCCCCCAUACCAAAGGGAUGUUAUUAAAUUCCCAGAAUGGAAUGAUUCCCCACCAGGCACUUCACAAGAAAACAUCCCAGUGAGGCCGGUUGUGAUGAACUCUGAGAUGUGGUUCAAGCGUCACAGUAUCGCCAUUGGUGAGGUGCCGGCUUGCCGUCUGGUCCACCGUACACAGCUGACUGAGGCUCACGUGGAGGAGAUCUGGAAGUCGAUGACCUUGUCAUAUUUACAGAAAAUCCUUGGCCUGGAUUCCUUGGAAGAAAUUUUAGACAUCAAACUCAUCAACGCCAAGUUCAUCAUCCAUAAUGUUUACAGUGUCAGCAAGCAGGGGGUUGUGAUCCUCAAUGACAAGUCCAAAGAACUUCCUCAUUGGGUUCUGUCAGCUAUGAAGUGUUUGGCAAAUUGGCCCAACUGUUCAGAUUUGAAGCAGCCGAUGUACUCGGGAUUUGAAAAAGAUGUGUUUAAAACUAUAGCAGAUUAUUACAGUCACUUGAAAGAGCCACUGCUUACAUUUCAUCUUUUUGAUGCUUUUGUCAGUGUAUUAGGUUUGUUACAGAAAGAGACAAUGGCAGUUGAAGCAUUUCAGAUUUGUUGCCUCCUUCUGCCUCCUGAGAAUAGGAGAAAGUUACAGCUCCUAAUGAGAAUGAUGGCAAGGAUCUGCUUAAAUAAAGAAAUGCCACCACUGUGCGAUGGUUUUGGCACUCGGACUCUGAUGGUUCAGACAUUUUCCCAUUGCAUCUUGUGUUCCAAGGAUGAAGUAGACUUGGAUGAGUUAUUAGCUGCUAGGUUAGUGACAUUUUUGAUGGACAAUUGCCAGGAAAUUCUGAAAGUUCCUCUGGCCUUGCAGACUUCUAUAGAAGAGCGUGUGGCUCACCUACGAAGAGUCCAGAUAAAAUACCCAGGAGCUGAUAUGGAUAUCACUUUAUCUGCCCCUUCAUUUUGCCGUCAAAUUAGUCCUGAGGAAUUUGAAUACCAAAGAACACAUGGCUCUCAGGAGGCUCUGGCGGCCUUGUUGGAGGAAGUUAUAACAGAUACCAAACUCUCUAAUAAAGAAAAGAAGAAAAAAUUGAAGCAGUUUCAGAAAUCGUAUCCUGAAGUCUACCAAGAACGAUUUCCUACCCCAGGAAGUGAAGCACUUCUGUUUGCUGAAAAACCCAAACCCAAACCACAGCUGUUCACAUGGGCACUGAAAAACCCUUUCCAGCCAUUUCAAAGAACUCGGAGUUUUCGGAUGUGAGGCUUGUAUGGCGACAGAGUUUAGAGACUUCUGUGAUGAUUGUUGCUUUGAGUGAAUAGUGGUAGAAGAAAAAAAAGCAUAAAAUACGGACUACUGUAACAUAGAUACAGACGAUCUCACUUUUUAAAAUAUUGAGCCAUUGUCAGUAUUUUUGUAAGACUGUGAUAUUUAAAGUUGUACAGAUCAGUAAUAAAUUGAGUUAACAGUUUGAAUUGUUAAAAAAAUCUAAAGGUAUAAAAUAUUUUUAAAAAAUGUUUUUGUUUGUUGUUUCUCAUGUGUUUAUAAAACAGUUAUGUAUGUAUCCUAGUUACUGAUGUCUUUGUUUUAAAUCCAAGUCUUAAGAAUAGUCUAAUAAGUACUUAAAUAAGAAAGACACUGGGUUCUGUAAACUGUGAUGCUAUUGACUUAGUAGCCAGUUGUGAUUUCUCCUGUGUAAAUUCCAUUUUUCAGUUUUGCGUAAAAGACUCUGAACGUCCUGUAUUGUGGUGAUUGUCUUUUUGUUGCAGAUUUGUUAGAUGCUAUGGACAAAUUUUACUGAAGUUGAUUCUUGUAUAUAAUAGUUAACAUUUAUCUGUGAGUAGAUUUUCAACUAUCUACAAUUUCAGUUUCAGCUAAAGAUGGAAGAUUGAACUGGAUAGAUUCUUUGGGUCUCUUGAGACUUGUAAUUGUAAGUUAAAUAUUUGUUGUUUUUGUGAAAAAAUUAUAAAUUAAGUAAAAUGAGACUACUUUCACAAAUAUUUUUCAGCUUCUUCAUCCUUUGAAAGUAAAUAAAAUGUAAAUAAAUGGUUUAUAUAUUUUUUUACAUACCA
Cavia porcellus (domestic guinea pig) is the source of this 2459-nucleotide messenger RNA. RefSeq names its product DEP domain containing 1B (gene Depdc1b). The transcript has 11 exons. Gene Ontology annotation, biological process: positive regulation of Wnt signaling pathway; intracellular signal transduction. NCBI's taxonomy places the organism in Eukaryota, Metazoa, Chordata, Mammalia, Rodentia, Caviidae. The record is from RefSeq and is a predicted model, not a curated record. Bases 61 to 1650 code for a protein of 529 amino acids.